AAUGAAAAUGCACAAUUAAUAGUAAGUUUGUUAAUUAUGCAAAUGCGACACUCAUUCAUUGCAUAAUUUGCAUAAUAAAAAUGAAAACACAAAAAACUGGAGCCUCUAAUUACAACAUCUCUUAAGUUGAAUCAUUGAACAUUAUUGCAGAAAGGAACAAAUGGAAGCUAUGUUAGCUUUUUCUGUUCGUUCACACCACAUCCCAAUAACACUUGAAACACAAACAUCAUUAAAAAAAAACAUGUUCUUGAACUCACAAAUACAUUUAACACUUCCAUUAAUUCGUGGGAAUACUUCAAAAUUCAAGCUUUUCACUGUCUUAUCAUCUUCUCCAUUAACAGAGUCCAGUAGUAGUAAUCUUCAAGUGGAUGAUGAGGAGUCAGAAGUUGAAGCAGAUUCAGAGAAAUUUGAUUGGUACUCACAGUGGUAUCCAUUGAUGCCAAUUUGUGAUCUUGACAAAAGAGCACCUCAUGCUAAGAAAGUGAUGGGAAUUGAUGUUGUUAUAUGGUGGGAUAGGAAUGAAGGUGAAUGGAAAGUUUUUGAUGAUGCAUGUCCUCAUAGAUUGGCACCUUUGUCUGAAGGAAGAAUUGAUCAAUGGGGUAGGUUGCAGUGUGUGUAUCAUGGUUGGUGUUUUAAUGGAUCAGGUGAUUGCAAGUUUAUUCCUCAGGCACCUCGUGACGGUCCUCCUAUUCAUACGUCGAAAAAAGCAUGUGUAGCUGCUUACCCAAGCACUGUGCAGAAUGAUAUCUUGUGGUUUUGGCCAAAUACCGAUCCUCAAUACAAAGAUAUUAUCACAAAGAAAACACCCCCAUUCAUACCAGAAAUUGAUGAUCCAUCCUAUAGUAGCUUAAUGGGGAACAGAGAAAUUGCUUAUGGGUAUGAGGUACUGAUUGAAAACCUCAUGGACCCUGCACAUCUUCCAUAUGCACACUAUGGAAUGUUGAACACUCCAAAACCAAAAGAGAAACUUGAUAGAGAAGGAGGAACACCACUUGAAUUGUCAAUUGAAGAGUUAGAUGUAAAUGGUUUCACAGUAAAUCAGGGUUGGACUUGGAGCGAAAGCAAAUUUAUGCCACCAAGCAUCUUUUAUGCAUAUUCUGAUAAAUAUGAACCUGCAUCUUCUGUUGAAACUAAGAAAUCAUCGGUUCAGAAGAAAUUUGCUUUGAUCUUUAUUUGUAUUCCUGUUAGUCCUGGUAAUAGCAGACUAAUUUGGUGCUUUCCAAGAAACUUUGGACUGUGGAUUAAUAAAAUUGUACCGCGGUGGAUGUUUCAUGUGGGAGACAACUUGGUUCUUGAUUCAGAUUUAUAUCUUCUUCAUGUUGAGGAAAAGAAAAUAAUGGAUGUUGGUCAAGAAAAUUGGCAUAAGGCAUGUUUUGUUCCAACAAAAGCAGAUGCUCUUGUGAUUGCUUUCCGGAAGUGGUUAAAUAAGUAUGCAGGCGGUCAAGUUGAUUGGAGAGGAAAAUAUAGUGGAGCUCUUCCUCCUACACCUCCUAGAGAACAGCUUUUGGACAGGUACUGGAGCCAUGUGGUGAAUUGCAAGAGUUGCAAUUUGGCCUAUAAGAGCCUUAAUGUGGUGGAAGUGGUGCUGCAGAUCAUAUCAGUUGCUGCAAUUGGGAUUGUUGCCAUAAUGAAACACGGUGCGGUUUCAGCUGUAACAAGAAAUUCAAUGGUUGUCCUUGCGAUACUUUCAUUCGCGUUGUCACGGUGGUUAGCUCACUUCAUAUACAAAAACUUACGUUAUCACGACUACAACCACGCCUUUCGCUGAAAUGUGUUUCCUUAGUUAUUGUAGUCCAACUUUGUAAUGUAUAUAUGUGUAUGCAAAGUGUUAUAUACAAAAUGGAUUCAAAGGUGGUGGUUUGGUGAAAUGAAGCACAUGUGCAAGAAUGCUAUAUAAUUUGAGAGAUCAACAAUGAGAUUAAAAUGUAACUUUUUAUUUUAUGUUAUUACAACUCUCUGUUAAUAUCGUUGGAUUA
Trifolium pratense (red clover) is the source of this 1976-nucleotide messenger RNA. Its product is annotated as protochlorophyllide-dependent translocon component 52, chloroplastic-like. The transcript has 7 exons. NCBI's taxonomy places the organism in Eukaryota, Viridiplantae, Streptophyta, Magnoliopsida, Fabales, Fabaceae. Bases 161 to 1768 code for a protein of 535 amino acids. Gene Ontology annotation, molecular function: chlorophyllide a oxygenase activity; 2 iron, 2 sulfur cluster binding. The record is from RefSeq and is a predicted model, not a curated record.